UAUAUGUCCCCCAUUUUCAGGAGAAAGCUAUGGAUAUGAUCGAUAAGUUCAUGCAUGCCGUCCUUUCUAUUACAUUCUUCGUCUUCUUCCUUCACUAUCGACUCUUCACGUCCCUUGUCGCCACUGCAAGAUCCCUUUUCAAAGAGAAUGUGAGUGGAAAAGUCGUACUCAUCACUGGAGCAUCUUCUGGCAUUGGCGAGCAUGUGGCGUAUGAGUAUGCAAGGAGAGGAGCUUGUUUAGCAGUUGUAGCGAGGAGAGAGCAUCGUCUCCGACAAGUGGCUGCCGUUUGUGAGAUCAUUGGGUCGCCUGAAGCUGUUUACAUAGUCGGAGAUGUGGCCAAGAUGGAGGACUGUCAACAGUUUGUUGAGGCCACUGUUAGCUACUUCGGGCAUUGUAAGCAACCAAUAAGAAGAUUAGAUUUUGGGGGUUUUAAUUUUUUAUUAGUAUUUGAUGUGGUGGUGACAGUGGAUCAUUUGGUGACCAAUGCUGGGGUUACACCGGUAUGCAUGUUUAAAGAUUAUGAUGAUAUAACUAAAGCUUCGCCUGCUAUGGAAAUAAACUUUUGGGGAUCAGUAUACAGCACAUAUUAUGCAUAUGGGCACUUAAAGAAGAGCAAAGGGAAGAUCAUAGUCAUAGCAUCCAGCACUGGAUGGUUGUUUGCACCAAGAUUGAGCUUCUACAGUGCAAGCAAAGCAGCAGUGAUAAGCUUUUACGAGACAUUGAGGUAUGAAUUUGGGGGUGAUAUUGGAAUUACAAUAGUGACUCCGGGACUGAUCAAGACGGAGAUGACUGAUGGAAAAUUCCUAUCCAAGGAAGCUCGAUUACAACUUGAUCCUGAAAUGCGUGACGUUGAAAUCAGUGUAAUGCCAUUGGAAUCAGCAUGUGAGUGUGGGAAGGCAAUAGUAGCAGGGUCCUGCCGUGGGGACAAUUACUUGACGGUACCCCAUUGGUACGAGUGGACCAAACUGUGGAAGGUGUUUUGCCCUGGCAUCAUGGAUCGGUGGAUAGGCUUCCUAUUAAUGCCCUGUAAUUCCCACAAUGAAGUACCCACCAAGAAGUUAACCCAUUUUGUUAAUGGACUAACCCAGUUUUUGUCUUCCUAAAUUCCCCACAUCCAAUACUAUACUGAAGGUACUAUUCAUAA
This is a messenger RNA of Gossypium arboreum, 1144 nucleotides long. Its product is annotated as 11-beta-hydroxysteroid dehydrogenase-like 6. The transcript has 5 exons. The record is from RefSeq and is a predicted model, not a curated record. Gene Ontology annotation, molecular function: oxidoreductase activity. NCBI's taxonomy places the organism in Eukaryota, Viridiplantae, Streptophyta, Magnoliopsida, Malvales, Malvaceae. Bases 30 to 1103 code for a protein of 357 amino acids.